CCAGCUCCAAUGAGAUUAUUCCUGUUAUUUUACCCUAUCGAUGAUUUUCCGCCGGUUGUGUCCUUUUACGCCUCAGGCAUCCCGGGCACGACUGUGGCUAGUGUGGUCAGCCACAUCCCGUGGCUUGAGCUCCAGUGAUCCAUCGUCCAUCAGAUCAGGUCCAGAGACCAACAACAGCUUCCUCCUCCCAUCGUCAUCCUCUCCAUCUCCCUAGUCUCCUUCUCCGCUUCAUCCUCCCUUCUCCUCAGCCAUCUCCCUCAUCAUAUCCCUUCUCAUUUGAUUAUUUUUCUCCCCCCUUUAGUCACUGCUUCGCUUCCUCGUUGAGCUCUCCGCCAUGCCUGCCACCACGGCGGACACCCUUUCCCUUGUCCAGCGCACCGUCACGGUUGCUCCAUUGGUACUUCUCUCCGUCGCAGAUCACUAUGGACGUUCCGCCAAAGGAACUCGAAAGCGUGUUGUUGGUGUGCUGCUAGGAGAAAACUCAGGACAGACCGUUAGAGUAUCAAACAGUUUUGCCGUCCCAUUUGAGGAAGAUGAGAAGGAUCCGUCGGUGUGGUUCUUAGAUCACAACUUCGUCGAGUCGAUGCGGGACAUGUUCAAGAAGAUUAACGCUCGCGAAAAGCUGGUCGGAUGGUACCACUCGGGUCCCAAACUGCGAGCCUCCGAUCUCGAAAUCAACGAACUAUUCAAGCGAUAUACCCCAAAUCCCCUGCUGGUUAUCGUGGAUGUCCAACCGAAGGAGGUUGGCGUGCCUACUGAUGCUUAUUUUGCGGUUGACGAGAUCAAAGACGACGGCACCACGACCUCCCGAACCUUCGUGCAUACCCCCUCGAUAAUCGAAGCAGAAGAAGCAGAGGAAAUCGGUGUGGAGCACCUCCUCCGAGACAUCAGGGAUGUCGCCGUCGGCACCCUUUCGACCCGCAUCACCUCACAGCUGCAGUCCUUGCAGGGCCUGCAUCUCCGUCUACGCGACAUCGGCCAAUAUCUCCAGAAAGUCCUCGACCACGAGCUACCUGUCAACCACACUAUUCUCGGUAACCUCCAGGAUGUCUUCAACCUGCUUCCUAACCUCUCGACACCAGCGGCGACACCCCGCAUUGGCGGUGCCUCGGAACAACCCACAGAGAACAGCGAGUUGGCGCGCGCGAUGAGCAUAAAGACCAACGACCAAUUAAUGGCAAUCUACAUCAGCAGUUUGGUUCGCGCAAUUACGGCGUUCCACGAUCUGAUCGAGAACAAGAUCCAGAACCGUCAGCAGCAGGAGGAGACAGAGCAGAAGCGGGAGCAGGAGGCGAACGCGGCGAAGAACGAGAAGGAGGGCGCAAAGAAGGCUAACGGAGCCACGAACGGCGAGCAGAAGGAGGACGAAGGGUCAAAGGAGAAGAGCAAGAAAAAGGGACAAUAAGCAUGCACUCAAUGUGAUACGAUAUUAGACCAAGCCCGCAUUGAAAUGUACUAUAUAAUUUCAUGUGGUUUAUUAUUCUCUUCACUGCUAGUUUGUCUCUUCGGGGAGCAUCGACUUGUCAACCCACUGCACCUAGCAUCUGUAGAUCCUGAAUAAGUUCUCCCGUCCACCCAC
Messenger RNA from Aspergillus ochraceoroseus IBT 24754, 1579 nucleotides. RefSeq names its product proteasome regulatory particle lid subunit RPN8 (gene rpn8). The transcript is spliced from 3 exons. Lineage: Eukaryota; Fungi; Ascomycota; Eurotiomycetes; Eurotiales; Aspergillaceae. Gene Ontology annotation, cellular component: proteasome regulatory particle; proteasome complex. Gene Ontology annotation, biological process: proteasome-mediated ubiquitin-dependent protein catabolic process. The coding region runs from base 335 to 1405 and encodes 356 amino acids. The record is from RefSeq and is a predicted model, not a curated record. Gene Ontology annotation, molecular function: metallopeptidase activity; protein binding.